UACGCCCUCCUCGCGCCCCCCGGCGGAUGCCCCUUUCGCAGCCUCCCGUUUCCCACAAUGCUCUGCGGACAUCACCACCAAGAUGGCCGACGUCAUGGAGGAGUAUGAGAAAGAAGCUGGUUGCGUCCCUAUUCUGCAUCCAGAGGAAAUCAAGCCUCAGAGCCACUUCAACCACGGCUACAGCGAGAACGUCAGCCGCAAGAACCACGUGGAUGACUACAGCACAUGGGACAUCGUGAAAGCUACACAGUACGGAAUCUUCGAGCGAUGCAGGGAGCUGGUGGAGGCCGGGUUCGACGUCCGGCAGCCGGACAAAGAAAACGUGACGCUCCUUCACUGGGCUGCCAUCAACAACAGGGUAGACUUGGUCAAGUACUAUAUAUCAAAGGGGGCCAUAGUGGACCAGCUUGGCGGAGACCUCAACUCCACACCGCUGCACUGGGCCACCAGACAAGGCCACCUAUCCAUGGUGGUGCAGCUCAUGAAAUACGGCGCUGACCCAUCCUUGAUCGACGGCGAGGGAUGCAGCUGCGUCCACCUGGCCGCCCAGUUCGGCCACACCUCGAUCGUCGCCUACCUAAUCGCCAAGGGACAGGAUGUGGACAUGAUGGACCAGAAUGGAAUGACUCCCCUCAUGUGGGCGGCGUACAGGACGCACAGUGUGGACCCCACCCGGCUGCUGCUCACUUUCAACGUGUCCGUGAACCUGGGCGACAAGUACCACAAGAACACGGCGCUGCACUGGGCCGUGCUGGCCGGCAACACCACCGUCAUCAGCCUGCUGCUGGACGCCAACGCCAACGUCGACGCGCAAAACAUCAAGGGUGAAACGCCGCUUGAUCUCGCCAAGCAAAGGAAGAACGUGUGGAUGAUCAAUCACUUACAGGAAGCGCGGCAAGCGAAAGGUUAUGACAGCCCGUCCUACUUGAAGAGACUCAAGGUGGACAAGGAGGUAAGGCAGAAGGUGAUGUUGGGAACGCCCUUCCUGGUCAUCUGGCUGGUGGGCUUCAUCGCCGACCUGGACAUCGACUCCUGGCUUAUCAAGGGCCUCAUGUACGUGGGCGUCUGGGUGGCCGUGCAGUUCCUCUCCAAGGCUUUCUUUGACCACUCCAUGCACAGCGCUCUCCCUCUGGGAAUCUACCUGGCCACCAAGUUUUGGAUGUAUACAACUUGGUUCUACUGGUUCUGGAAUGAUCUCCCAUUCGCCACGGUCCACUUGCCAUUCCUCGUAAACACGCUGGCUCUGUUCUACAACUUUGGCAAAUCGUGGAAAUCGGACCCGGGGAUCAUCAAGGCCUCGGAGGAACAGAAGAAAAAGACUAUUGUGGAGCUGGCAGAGACCGGCAGCCUGGAUCUCAGCAUCUUCUGCAGCACAUGCUUGAUACGGAAGCCUAUCAGGUCCAAACACUGCGCUGUGUGCAACCGCUGCAUCGCCAAGUUCGACCACCACUGCCCUUGGGUGGGCAACUGCGUGGGAAGCGGGAACCACCGCUACUUCAUGGGUUACCUGUUCUUCCUGCUGUGCAUGAUCUGCUGGAUGAUAUACGGCUGCAUCUCCUACUGGAGGAUCCACUGCGCCACCACUUACGCCAAGGACGGCUUCUGGCUCUACCUGACCCAGAUCGCUGCAUGCUCGCCGUGGAUGUUCUGGAUGUUCCUCAACAGCAUCUUCCACUUCAUGUGGGUGGCCGUGCUCAUCAUGUGUCAGCUCUACCAGAUCGCCGCUCUAGGAAUCACCACCAAUGAGAGGAUGAACGCACGGAGGUACAAGCACUUUAAAGUCACGGCCACGUCUAUCGAAAGCCCCUUCAACCACGGUUGCAUCCGCAACCUCAUCGACUUCUUCGAGGUCCGCUGCUGCGGCCUGAUCCGGCCCGUGGUGGUGGACUGGACCACGCAGUACACAAUAGACUACGACCAGACGUCAGGCUCUGGCUACCAGCUCGUGUAAAAAGAGGAGUGUGAAGAAAGAAGGGGGAGGGGAGGGGGGUCCUCGUUUGUCGGACUGUCACGCAAAACAUCGGGACAGGAUUAGCAUGCUGGUAGGGGGCAACCCCCCACUCCCCCCCUUGUCACCACUAUUAGAGGGAGAUGGACAACAAAACAAAAUCACAAAAUCGAAGCACCUCUGUUACUAGUAGAGAUGCAGUUGCAGUAUCCCCUCCUCACUUUGUUCUUUUAUUUACAGAUAAGGGAAUGUCUUUUUAUCAUGAGUUCUGGGCUGGCAAAUAUUCGAACAACAACAACAACAAAUCAAAUGUGACACAGGUAUAUUUAUUUUAAACAUAUUUAUCGAUGAAAUGCUCCAUCAUUUUUUUGACAUUUUUUUAGCGGAGUAGGCUUUUUAUAUUCAGAGUAUACCUGUAGCUGUCGGAUGGGAUGGAUGGUGUAUUUAUUAUGGAUAGGACAGGAAGGUUCAUUCCAUGUUUGUAUCAAAAAGCUGUAAAGUCUUAUGUAUGUUUUUUUUGUUUUUGUUUUUGUCUGCCUACAAAAUUGCACUGAUUUAUUUUGUCUCGGCUGAUGCUCAACAAAAGGGCCCAGCAGCACCUUUUUCCCAUUGUUUACUUUUCCUGUAUGUGUACAUAAAGAAUCUGGAACUCCCAUUUUUCUUUGAAUUUGUCAGUGUACUUUUUAAAUUCAGUUUGAGGGGGACUACAUGACAAGGACAUGAAGUGAUUGUAGCUUUUAGUGAUGUCCAACACUGGUGUCCCACACUUGCAUGUAUGAUGCCCCCUGGCCCACUGUAUAUAAUCAAUGUUACGUACUGGCAAGUGCAUUCUGUUCCAUUUGUUUUAAUAACCCUUAAAUCCAGUGUCUAGUGAACCCCUUAACUGUGUAUUAUAUACCAUGCUUGUGGACUGUUCUCAUCCAUUUUUGUUUUGUAUUAUUUUUAAAUGUCAUAUAUGGCCGGGUUUGUUAUACCACUGGAUGUACAAAUUGUAAAGCAAAGACAAUAGAUGACUUUUUUUUUUUGUUCUUUUUUUCUAAAAGCAGAGAUGUGAUCAUGCAAGACAUUUUUCAAAGGGCCUGGUAUUUUUUCGCCUGUCGACACACAAAAAGCAACCCCCGGGUUCACGAGUUCUACCAACGAAAAAGUCAGUUGUGUUCUGGGAAUAUUCACUAUAUAUAAAAACAUACACAGGAAAACAAGACGGUAUCAUUUCCAGUGCCUCUCUCUCUCUGCCCACAUCACUUUAACUCUGCUUCAGAUGUACAACAUACGGGCAUGGUUCAGUUUUAAUGGCUUUAAUAAUAAAAUACAGUCAAAUGUGAA
Molecule: messenger RNA, 3274 nt
Organism: Phyllopteryx taeniolatus (common seadragon)
Lineage: Eukaryota; Metazoa; Chordata; Actinopteri; Syngnathiformes; Syngnathidae
Gene: zdhhc17
Product: zinc finger DHHC-type palmitoyltransferase 17
Exons: 17
Coding region: 83-1951 (622 amino acids)
Biological process (GO): protein palmitoylation
Cellular component (GO): Golgi membrane
Molecular function (GO): palmitoyltransferase activity; protein binding
Source: RefSeq, a predicted model, not a curated record